CCCACUCCUAUAAAUAGGGGUGAUUCUAGGUGAUAUUCUCAUCCUUCUCUUUUAUCAAGUGCUUCUUGCUCAUUGAAAAUGGCUUCUAAGACUCUUUUCAUCCUAUUCACACUCUUGAUUGCCUUCCUCCUCACCUCUUCUGAGGUUUGUGCUAAGGCGGUCAAUGAAAAUAAGCCAGAGAAGAAAGAAGUUGACGAUGAGGAAGUUGUAGAUACGGAAGCUGCACAAACAGAGCAAUACGGUGGUGGAUACGGCCCCGGCUAUGGUGGGCGCGGUGGUGGAGGCUAUGGUGGGCGUGGUGGUGGAUACGGCGGUGGUGGAGGCUAUGGUGGGCGUGGUGGUGGAUACGGCGGUGGGCCUGGCUAUGGUGGGCGUGGUGGUGGAUACGGCGGCGGGCGUGGUGGUGGAUAUGGCGGCGGAGGGCGUGGUGGUGGUGGAUGCGGCUACAGACGCCAAUGCUGUGGCUAUAGGGGGUGCUAUUGUUGCUCCCAAGCUGAGUUCGACGCCCUCGCCAAAGCACAAGUGACCACUGUGGCCAAGCCCCAUAACUAGACUUUCAGUCUAAUUACAAGUCAUGUACUUAUUAUACAGUAUCUGCAGUGAAUAAAGGGCACUUUGAGCUUGCCCUACCUUAAGGUUAUCUAUGCAUAACCUUGUGCUAUGUGGAUUUUAUAUGUAGCCCUUUUGUGAAUGGUUUAUAAGUAUCUUACCUUGUGUCAUUGAUGAUA
This is a messenger RNA of Amborella trichopoda, 728 nucleotides long. RefSeq lists its product as uncharacterized. The record is from RefSeq and is a predicted model, not a curated record. NCBI's taxonomy places the organism in Eukaryota, Viridiplantae, Streptophyta, Magnoliopsida, Amborellales, Amborellaceae.